Messenger RNA from Austrofundulus limnaeus, 1712 nucleotides. RefSeq names its product ATPase Na+/K+ transporting subunit beta 4 (gene atp1b4). The record is from RefSeq and is a predicted model, not a curated record. Gene Ontology annotation, cellular component: nuclear inner membrane; sodium:potassium-exchanging ATPase complex. NCBI's taxonomy places the organism in Eukaryota, Metazoa, Chordata, Actinopteri, Cyprinodontiformes, Rivulidae. The coding region runs from base 16 to 1185 and encodes 389 amino acids. Gene Ontology annotation, biological process: potassium ion transport; regulation of DNA-templated transcription; sodium ion transport. The transcript has 10 exons.
GUGACUGGAGUGCAGAUGAAGGACCAGGGAGGAAGACUACUUGAACUUCAGCAGSAGGGAGCUCAUGGAAAACGGUUCAGGACUCAAGGUUGGAUGCAAGCUGGAAAAGCAUCCAGAGGUUUACUAUCAAACCACUUCGCAUCGUUACUGAGAAGAAAACUACAGAACAUGGAGCCCAGUUCCACAGAGGGAGGAUCUGAGGAGAAGGUUGUUAAAAGUCCUCCGGCCAAAGUGAUACUGAAACAUGGCCAGGAGCUGGAGGAAGAGCAGGACCAGCUGGCCGAGCAUCAGCCCCUCGAGCAGGAAGACCUGAACUUUGAAAGGUGGAAGCGCAGGCCCAUUCCCAGGAGGACCCUCCACCAGAAAAUAGCCGACUUGAAGAAAUACCUGUGGAAUGCAGAGACCAACGAAUUCAUGGGGCGCUCUGGCAAGAGCUGGAGCCUCAUCCUGCUGUUCUACGCUGGACUUUAUGUGUUCCUUGCAGCCAUGUUUGGGGGCUGUUUGUUUUGCCUCAUGUGGUCUAUUAGUCCCUAUCAUCCCACCUAUAAUGACAGAGUGAUGCCACCAGGUAUGACGAUGGCUCCGCACCUAGAAGGCCACGAGAUCGCUUUCAACGCAUCCGACCGCAAAUCCUGGAAGAAGUACGCCAGGUCUAUGGACGAGCUUUUAAGACCCUAUAAUGACGGUGCCCAGGACAGGAAGAAUAUUCGCUGCACACACGACACAUACUUCAUGCAGGAUAACCUGGAGGAGAGCGCAGAGAGGAAAGCGUGCCAGUUUAAGCGGUCUUGGCUGCAGGACUGUUCGGGGCUGCACGACCCCCACUAUGGCUACUCUCAGGGAAGGCCAUGCAUCCUGCUGCGAAUGAACCGGAUCCUUGGUUACUUACCUGGGCAGGGAAAACCAAUAAAUGUGACUUGUGGAGUUAAGAAAGGACCACCUGAGGCAUUAGGAGAAAUCCAGUUCUUCCCUAAAAGUAUUUUUGACAUGAAGUAUUAUCCAUACUAUGGGAAGCUCAGACAUGUAAACUACUCUUCGCCUGUCGUGGCUGUGCGUUUCGCAGGAGUGCAGUAUGACACUCACAUUCAGGUGCAAUGCAAACUGAACGGAAAAGGAAUCAUUAACGACUCGCCCACUGACCGCUACCUGGGCAGCGUGACCUUCUCUUUGGAUGUUGGAGCGUAAGACGUUGCUGCCAGCGAGAUGCUUCAAAAAAAAAUGAGAAAAUAUGUAUAAGAAAAGAGUUAUUUUGAGUCCUUAUUUUUCAUGAAUUAUGUUAUUUUUUCUUUUCCUCAUAUUUCUCUUUAAUAUCAACGUCUUCUCACGUGAAACAGAAUCCUCAAGAAGUAGAUUUAUUUUGUGUGGCGUGCACCCAGCACGCACAUCAAGAAGUGCUGAGCAGAAGAUAAGUGCAUAAUUACAAUUCAGUUCCUCAUAUGUAUUUUUUAAUGAUUAGAGAAAUUAAUCAAACUAAAUUAAACUCUGCCCACUAGUUAUCUCAUGGCUAUGCAAAUUCAAUCAUGACCUUAAACAGAUAAUAUCAAAUUAGAGAUGUCGCCGUGUUAGAUUUCGGAUUUGCUUGCAUACCUUUGUGUGACAAAGUACUAAUUUUGUUUAGAAAUAUAUUUUUCAAACAUGUUGUAAGAAUUCAAAGAACUAUCAUGUAAACACUGAAAACAAGACUUGUACUGUACUUAUACAGUAAAAAAAAA